Molecule: messenger RNA, 2818 nt
Organism: Anguilla rostrata (American eel)
Lineage: Eukaryota; Metazoa; Chordata; Actinopteri; Anguilliformes; Anguillidae
Exons: 2
Coding region: 675-1742 (355 amino acids)
Biological process (GO): regulation of transcription by RNA polymerase II
Cellular component (GO): nucleus
Source: RefSeq, a predicted model, not a curated record
UAGAACUACAAACCAGAGUGCAUGCAUAACGACGGUCCAAUUAGAACUACGAACCAGUUUUGCUUGACAACGGUAAGAUAAUAUGCCCAAACGCCCGCAGAAGAACAUUUCACUUCCAGCUGAUUAAAUCUAUAAAAAUCAAUAAAUAUAAAAGCAAACUCAUAUUGUCAUUGUUGGUACACGGCAUGAAAUUGAUGUGAAAUUGCAGGGAAAUUCCUACAGUAACCUGCUGUUUUAUUGAUAUACGGCACAUUGCUGAAGACAGAACAGCAUUGUGGGCGUUUUGCUCUUAACUGCAUAACACCGUUUGAAUUUGCAGUAAUUAACUGGAAAUUGCAAUGCAUAUUGGGAAGCCGUUGGUUAGUAGUGGCGGCAGGGAAUUUGCUAACAAAGCAAUGCCAAGUUUCGAGUGUCACACCUAAUAGGCUACGCGAAUUUAAAAGUAAUUAUAUCACAAUUUGUUCGUUUUUGAUUUCCAACAGAAUACGUUGAUCUGUAUUUCACAUUAAUUUUCUUGUUCUUUUCCAAGGCAACCCUGUAUUUCGAGUAUUUUUUGUUGCAGCUGGCUAGAGUGUCGCCGGAUUGCGCAGGUAGGCUACGUGCGUUUCGAAUUCAUUAAACUAGUUAGUAUCAUAACGGCCAAUCAUUCGCCAGCGAUAGCUUAGUAUGAAAGCAUGUUUCCGUGUCAGUAUUGUGGUCACCAAUGCUUAACGAAGUAUGCGUUUGUUAGGCAUGUGAAAGUACAUGCGAGUCUUCCAGCCGCGUCGUUUAAAUGCGCCUUCUUUGAUUGCACCCGUUCGUUCAGAAACAUGACGCGGUUGGAAUGUCAUGUAUAUCGAGAGCAUAAAGAUAAGAGGAGAGCACAGGUAACUGCAAUCGAGUGUGUAUCUUGUCAUGUAGAAUUUUGCAAUGUUAGAUGCAAUGAUUUAUCCAGUUUAAACUCUCAUUUGAAAUCUCAUAUCGGAGAGCGCAGGGCAGUUUCUUGUCCAUUUCGUCAGUGUGGGAGAACGUUUUCAGUCGUCUCUUCCUUUAUUUCUAAUUUUUCCACAGUACACAAGUCUUGUACAGUAUCCAGUCUUCUGGGCCAUGUAACAGUAGGAACAGAGACGAGACUAACGGCAACCAAUGAACAAGUUGAGGGUGUUUCAGUGUUGGAGGGGGAUUUGACUGAUGAUAAUGAGGGAGACCAAGCAGCGGUGCUGCCAGAGAGAGCAGAUGAAUCCCUUUUCUUGAACAAUUUGGCUUUCUUUUAUUUAAAGUUGCAGGCAAAACUUUUACUGCCAGCAUCAGUCAUACAGUCUAUUAUUGAGGAUUUUCAAGCAGUGCAUGAUAUCAGUCAGUCUCAUUUACUUCAUAAGUUGGACGAAAAGCUGGUAUCAUUGGAUAUCACUGACAAUGAGAAAGAGAAUGUCAUAGAGGUUCUUAAAUCCGAGGAUUUGUUUCGGGCAUGCAACACUGGUACCUUGAAAACUGAUCAAAGACAAAAAACAGUUUUUAAAAAUCAGUUUAGAUACAUUGAGCCAGUCCCACUUUAUCUUGGAAAGAACGAUUCAGGGAAGGAAUGUUUUGCUCAAUACAUUCCGUUAAAAGAUACACUUCGAUCACUCUUUCGGUGUCAGUCGGUCAAGCAGCAAACACAUAGCUACAAACAAGAGAUACAGUCUUUGUCUAGAUCAAGAGAUGUCUUGGAAGACAUCUGGGAUGGUAGCGAUGUGGCAGCAAAUGUACUGUUUAAGAAGUAGGAGAAAUCUCUUGGUCUGGUAUUGUACCAGGAUGCUUUUGACGUGGUAAAUCCGCUACUUUGAUUUAAAUGGUAUAGUCUUACCUGAUGGACAUGUGUACCGAGGAACAUUGUGUGCCAUAGCUGGAGAUAAUCUGGGAUCACAGAGUGGCUUUAGUGAAAACUUCAUCGGUAUGGCCGUUAUAUCGGCCAUUAUUUGACUUUUUUGACCACAUCUGGAUCGGCAGUUAUGCCGCCGAUGUGCCCCGAUUUUUUAAUAAGUAUAAUAAACAAAAAAAAAAAAACAAUGAUUAUUUAUCUGUACUUGUCUGUUCGAAAGUUGUAAUUGCUAUUUACUAGAAUUAUCCAGUAGAGGGAGCUCUAAUACAAGUGUGAACUGCAGCAGCUGACGCGCUACUUCUCUAAUAAGACGUUUGUUACUCGUGCCUCAUCCAAUAUUCUCCACUGCAAGACUUGUCUGCACAGAUUCGGUUGCGGCAAUAAAGGUGAAAAGAAAACAAUUGCAUCAUACAAAGACAGCGUGCAGCACAGCAUGCAGCAUAACGUAAGUACAUCAAAACUGUCACUGGGAAUUAAAUUUGAUUUGAUUCCAAAUUUAUCAAAUUAACCCACUUCCAUGUGUGCCAACUUGGUCUGCCUCCUUGUCUGGGCCAUGACUUAUUUUAGGGUAUCGUCGCAUAUGACUUAGCUCUAUACCCAAGUCAUUUUGUCACAAAUCAGAAAUUCUUCACGUAUAGAGAACUGAAUGGACAGCUUAAUCACUUCAGGUACCUUGGCAAUGACGCCAGCAAUAAGCCAUGCGAAAUGAAUCCAGGAAGUGAGAAAUUGAGUGGACAUGCUGUCCAGAAUUGGUGUUUCCUUAGACUUCUGCCUCUCUUGAUUGGGGACAAAAUUUAAAAUCCAGUUGAAAAUGAAGUUUGGCAAUUUAUGUUGCAGCUAAGGCAAAAAGUUGAAAUUGUUUGUGCUCCUGCCAUUGCAACUAGCCAGAUGGCCUACUUGAAAGUCCUUAUUGAGGAGUAUUUGCCAAGUCGACAGUAUUGUUUUCCUAAUCACCCACUUAAGCCGAAACAUCAUCAU